CAGAGCAUUGACGUAAGACAAAAAGACACCAUCCACCCCCACAUCUUUAUAAAGCAGAAAAGAAAUGGAAAUGACACUCAUGUGGUCUUUAGACUCCCAGGAGAGAGAAAGUUAGACCGAGGUCUCAGCUGGAUGCGAGUUAUCCUUUGAGGGACCCCCACUGGAUACAGGGAGGAAGUCAAUGGAUGCUGGCAUCUCAAGAAAGAUUCACCGCAACAUGAGAUUCACCUGCUCUCUUUUCAUCAUGGGUGCCUUUUAUGUGACACCCUUCUUGUGCAAUAGUCAGAUCGACCUCCUGGCUCUUGGCCAAGCUGAUCCUCAAUGCUGGGAAUCCUCAUCUGCCAUCUUGCUGGAGAUGAGGAAGCCCCGUGUUUCUGAUUCUGUCAGCGGCUUUUGGAACUUCAUGAUCUUCCUGAAGUCAUCUGAGAACUUGAAGCAUGGGGCUCUGUUCUGGGACCUGGCACAACUCUUCUGGGAUAUCUAUGUAGACUGUGUUCUUUCAAGAACCCAUGGCCUAGGAAAAAGGCAGCUGACUGAAGCCCAACAGCAAAUGGCCACUCUUCCGUCUUGGAUCACAAGGAGUAAGCAAGGGAUUUUUUCACAAAUCCAGGUGACUCCAAUUAGGAAGAACAAAGAACUCAAGGAAGACUUAAUAAGCAUCCAUGUUCACCAGAGUGAGUUUCCUUUGCUCAGAAGAAUUACUGGUAAAGUUCCUUUACUCAGAAGAACAAAGAAGGAACAAGUUUAG
Molecule: messenger RNA, 748 nt
Organism: Hemicordylus capensis (graceful crag lizard)
Lineage: Eukaryota; Metazoa; Chordata; Lepidosauria; Squamata; Cordylidae
Gene: FAM237A
Product: family with sequence similarity 237 member A
Exons: 3
Coding region: 182-748 (188 amino acids)
Source: RefSeq, a predicted model, not a curated record